CUGUUUUUAUUCUUCCUCUCCUUUUCCUGUCUGCUCUCCCCUCCUCUCCUCUUCGGCGAUAUCGACACCGCCUAAUCGUGUAUCUGCACCCACUGCAGAGGGAUCACCACCGUCGGGAUCUGGUAGGUCCGAUCGAGGGCCGCUGGAUGCGAAGCCGACGGGGGCGGAUAUAUGAGUAGGACUCCCGCGGAGAGGAGGGCGGGGAACGGGAGCUGUGGGCCGGCGAGGGGCGCCGGAUAAAUGCCCUACGUGGGGAUCUAGGGCUCACCGGGGCGGCGCUGGUGCUCGUCCUCGUCGUCGGGGCCGGUGCUGGCCCUGGUGGUGCGGCGGAGAUGGCGGCUCGCGGUGGCGAGGCAGGAGGAGGUCCGGCGGUUGGUGUUCCUCGCGGCAGAGGAGGCCGAGAGGGCGGAGAUGGAGGCCGUGCUUGCUUAUGCGGCAGAAUCGACCGCCGUAGGGGCGCCGGCGAGGCCGGUGUGUGCAGUUUGCUUCAGCCCCACCACGACGAGGUGCUCUCGGUGCAAAGCCGUCAGAUACUGCUCUGGCAAAUGUCAAAUUGUUCACUGGAGACAAGGCCACAAGGAAGAAUGCCGUCCUCCAUGUAUUGAAGAUAAGUACGAUGGCCGAACAAACAUUUCUGAUCUGAAAGAAGUACCAGUUGAACAAUCCAUUGAAUCUGGCAACAGUUUGGAAUUUGAAGAACAGCCACAUGCUAAAGCAGCUGAGACUUCCCCAAAGAGACCAUCAUCUGAAUCCAACUGCUGUAGUAACAUUCUUACUGAAGACAAGCCUGAGGACAAACCUGCUGUGGAUGCAUCUGAAACUGAACACACUUCUGAUUCUUUUUCCUCAUCAGCACCUAGCUGCUCGACAUUUUCUGGAAGUACGGAAACCUCUGAUGAUGGUUCUACCAGCGAGGAACCACUUCUAUCCCAUAGUGCUAAACUAGGUGUAUCUUCAACUCAUGAUACUUCUCCUAGCUUCAAAGUAGCAGUUGAUGUUAGUAACAUGAAUUUUACCAAAGCUUCGCCUGCUGAACUUGCCAGUGCAAGCAUUCCUGAAAGUAGUGUUCCUUGCUCGAGUAACUCAAAGCAGAGUGUAUCCGCAAGUAAAACUGAAAGCAUUGAGUGCAAGCCUAGUGCUCAUUCAGGCAUAACUCCAUGUUCUAGUGCCACUGUUGAAGGUGAUAUGAAUGUAGAUCAUGGUGCUGGAAAAGAUAAUUUAUCCUAUUCUCAUGCAUGUCCAGAGGAUGAAUGUGUUGAGCUAGAUGUUGAAUCUUCUUCACAACUGUCUAAGUUCCCUGGGAAGAAUGAUCCCUUUAGUACGAGUUCUAGAAAUGAAGAUUCUUUGCACAGAGCUGCUUCAUCAGAAGGAACAGCUAAAUUCGAGCAUAAGGAAAUGCAGACCGUGGGCACUGAAAAUUCAAGUUGUAUUGCCAGCAGGAGGAGCUAUGGGAUGUUGCAGAAAUCUACGAGUACAAAAUCGUUUAAAUCUGCUUCUUCUGCUGUUCAAUCAUCUUCUGAUGGUUGUGUCCACACAAUUGGAACUGUUAAAUCCUUGAAGGUUGAUAAUGCACCAACAAUUCCUAUUAGAUCAUCCGAGAGUAGAGGAUCUAUGCCAAAUGGUCUGACAACAUCCAUGAAGAGAGUUGUUAAGCAGUUUACAGCUCCAAAAGUUUCAAGGCAUUAUCCAUCAGAAGUGAUGCUUUUCCCAUAUGAUCUCUUCAUCAGACUUUACAACUGUGACAAAGUGGAACUGCGCCCUUGUGGUCUUACUAACUGUGGCAACAGCUGUUAUGCAAAUGCUGUGCUCCAGUGCUUGGCAUUUACGCGGCCCCUUGCUGCAUAUCUUCUUGAAGGACUUCAUUCAAAAACAUGUCCAAAGACAGAGUGGUGCUUUGUCUGUGAACUUGAAAGACUAUUGAUGAUGGCAAAGCAAGGAAAAUCUCCUUUGUCCCCUGCUGGAAUUCUUUCUCAUUUAAGCAACAUUGGUAGUAAUUUUGGUCAUGGAAGAGAAGAAGAUGCCCAUGAAUUUUUAAGGUAUGCUAUUGAAGCAAUGCAAUCUGCAUGCCUCAAGGAAGCUGGGACAAAUGUAACUGGCCCAUUAGUUGAAGAGACAACACUUAUACAACUAAUUUUUGGUGGUUACCUGCGGUCAAAGAUAAGGUGCAUGAGAUGUCAAGGAAAAUCUGAGCGUUGUGAACGAAUGAUGGAUCUUACUGUCGAAAUAAAUGGGGACAUUGGUACCCUUGAAGAAGCACUUUCUCGUUUUACAGCUACUGAGAUUUUGGAUGGAGAGAACAAGUACCAGUGUGACAGGUGUAAAUCAUAUGAGCGAGCAAAAAAGAAAUUGACGAUAUUGGAGGCUCCUAACAUCCUUACUAUUGCAUUGAAACGUUUUCAGUCUGGUAAAUUUGGCAAGCUCAACAAAUCUAUCCGGUUCCCUGAGUACCUGGAUUUAGCUCGUUAUAUGAGUGGAACAGAUGACAAGUCCCCUGUUUAUAGGCUCUAUGCGGUGGUUGUUCAUCUGGAUAUCAUGAAUGCUUCUUUUUCUGGUCACUAUGUGUGUUAUGUGAGGGCUACGCAGGGCAAGUGGUACAAGACUGAUGACAGCACGGUGAAACCUGUGGAGCUUGAAAGAGUCUUGUCAAAAGGCGCAUACAUGCUUCUUUAUGCGAGGUGCUCACCUCGUGCUCCAAGUUCAAUAAGGAAAGCACUGUCCCAUGAGCAACUACAGAAAAAAAAGAUCAAGGAAAUGAAGAUCAAACCCAAUUCCAUGUACUUACAACGCAGUUCGUCAAUUGCACAUCGGAGGAGCCUGUUUCACUCACAGCGGUCCAUGGAUGAUGCUGCCAAUUUUCAACCAUAUGAUCUGUUUGAUGAAAGAAUCCGUCCUCCCAAAAUAGAUUCGUCCAGCGACAGUUCUUCCCUUUUCAGCUGCUCGUCUGAGGGGUCUGGUAGCACUGAGAGCACAAGGGACUCGAUCAGUACUGAUGAGUACUCUGAAUACUUAUUUGGAGAGUCUGACCGGAUUGGUUGGAACAGUCCUUUAAGAUCUUCCGAGGACUCGGAUGGCUUCAAUUACUCUCCUUCAAGUACCCUGAGAAGCAGCGAUUCCACAUCGACUCUCAGUUCUUCAGGAUGGGAGGCAAACCGGGUGGAGGUUGUGAGGAUUGAGGAUAGGAAGCGUCAGGACAGCAGAGAAGGGUUUUUGGAGGGCAACAUGAGCCCUUCCUUUUUGUACCCUGACUCGGUUAAGCAGUGUACAAAGUUGACAGCAGAACUUAGGACUACAGGGACUGACCGGGUUAACCCUAAUGAGGUGAAGCCCAAUGUGUUAUUUAGAAAGUCUAAGGAAAGAGCAGCCCAGACAUUUUAUUGAUGGUUUGGGUUGUACAGAAAUAAGGUAGCUGUAAUAUUAUCUCGUUCUGGUUCGAAGAAAAUGAAAAGAAUGAUAGGUUUUUCUUUACCA
This is a messenger RNA of Phoenix dactylifera (date palm), 3468 nucleotides long. Its product is annotated as ubiquitin carboxyl-terminal hydrolase 17-like. Gene Ontology annotation, molecular function: cysteine-type deubiquitinase activity. Gene Ontology annotation, cellular component: nucleus; cytosol. Lineage: Eukaryota; Viridiplantae; Streptophyta; Magnoliopsida; Arecales; Arecaceae. Gene Ontology annotation, biological process: protein deubiquitination. The record is from RefSeq and is a predicted model, not a curated record.